AUGGAGGGUCUAUCAGCUGCGGCCAACAUCAUAGCUGUUGUCCAGCUCGCGGCAAAGGUUGGAAAGGUCUGCGUCCAAUAUGCACGAGAAGUUAAAAAUGCACCCAAAGACAUCGAGCGCGUUAAGGAACAGGUGGAUGCAAUUUCAAAGCUACUUAUUCACACGCAACGACUUCUCGACGGGCCAUACAGGAGUAAACUAUCAGCUUCCACGGACCUGGAAUCCUCGCUAUCAGGUUGCAAGGACCAACUUGAUUAUCUGCUCAGAAAGCUCGAAGUGGACUUCACCCAGCACCCAAAUGGGAAAGGCCGACGCCGGGACAAAUUAUUACGCCCCUUUAAAAUCAGUUCUCAUGAUUUGAAGUGGCCAUUCACCAAGACGGAGGCAGAUGACAUCAUCAGGCGGCUCAUAACGGCACAAGAGCUCAUUAAUCGCGCGCUCCAGGUCGACCAAAUUAAUGUCGUCCUUAGUGUCGAGCAAAAGGCAAAUCUCGAGAAGCUCCCCAUUGCUAAUGGCGCAAUUUUUAAUUCUUUCGAGGACGAAGACGAGCCAGAAUGCUUACCUGGUACCAGAACCGAUCUGUUGAGAGACCUCAAUACCUGGAUAGCAGAUCCAAAGGAGACACGGAUAUUUUGGCUUUGUGGAAUGGCAGGCACUGGAAAGUCGACCAUUUCCAGGACCCUGGCCCGAAUCCUGAGUGAAAAUGGACAACUGGGAGCUAGCUUCUUCUUCAAACGCGGUAAAGCAAACCGAGGUGAUGCGUCCAGAUUCUUUAGCACACUUGCGAUGGAUUUACAAUCUAUAAUACCACAACUGGGACCCUACAUCAGUGAAACUGUAGAGAAAGAUCCAAAUAUCUGCCAAAAGUCUCUAUCAGAACAGUUUCAAAAGCUACUAUUCGACCCUCUUAAAAAAAUUCGGCGAACUGAUGUCCCGGACCCUUCGAAAGCCCUUGUACUCGUGAUUGACGCCCUUGACGAAUGUGAGGGCGAUGGAAUUGUCCAAAGGAUAAUUGAAUUUUUUGGCCAGCUAGCGGGUGUGGACUUAAAUAUGCGUAUCUUCGCCACCAGUCGACCAGAAGCUCCCAUUAAGGCUGGGUUUGAGGACUUGACGCGGGAUCAUAAGGACAUAUUAUUGCAUAAUAUUCAGGAACCUACCAUAAAAGACGAUAUUUCGAUAUUUCUCCAAUAUGAAUUUGGAAAAAUAAGGAAGACGCGGAAGCUCGGUAGCAAUUGGCCCGGGGAUGGCACAAUUGUUACGUUAACUGAUAUGACAGUUCCGCUUUUCAUCUCAGCAGCUACCUUGUGCCGCUUCAUUGGAGACAAAAGGUUUUCUGUGCAUCAGAGAUUGGAGAAUGUCUUAAAAUUCCGAAAUGCGUCCUUUGCAUCCAAACUAGACCAAACCUACCGUCCUAUAUUCGACCAAAUUCUUGCCGACACAGAUAAAUCAGAAGAGGACGAACUGAUUCGAGGGUUCCAGGAAAUUGUUGGUACUAUAAUUUUACUAGAGUCCCCCCUUGGACUGACUUCUCUUUCCAUCCUCCUUGAUAUGGAGGAGGAGCAGCUUCACUGUCGGUUGGAUCGGUUUCAAUCGGUCAUCAAUAUUUCAGACGACCCUGGCACCCCGAUACAAAUCUACCAUUUAUCUUUUCGAGACUAUUUGCUUGAUAGAAAUAAACAUACAGACUGGUUCCGAAUUAACUCUUCCCAGCUCCACUGGUCGAUUGGGGCUAAUUGCCUCCGGUUUUUAUCGAAGGCGCUCAAGCCAGAUAUUUGCAAUCUAAUACACCCAGGAACUCGAAUCCAAGAUAUUGAUCCUACCGUUCGGGGGCAACAUAUCACGCCGGAGAUUGCAUAUUCUUGCCAAUAUUGGGCUUACCAUCUUACCCACUGUAUGGAUGAGUCGGGCCUUGACGAAGAGAAGAGCCAGACUUUGCUUAAGUUUCUGGAAAGUCACUUAUUACACUGGCUUGAAACAAUGAUCAUCCUUGGUGCUCUUGAUAAAGCCCUGGAUGCAGUUAAUAAUUUACAAUCGCCAAAUCAAGGUCUUUCAGCACUACUUCGUGAUGCUAUUUUCUUUGUGAAUCUUCACUCAGGCACCAUCAGUGAGGCGCCGCUACAACUAUAUUCCUCUGCUUUGCUGUUUACACCGGAGAACAGCAUUAUAAAGCGGCUAUUCUUCCGGGGUUUGCCCGCUUGGAUCCCAAGACCACAAAGUUGGCACGGUGACUGGGGCUAUUGUGUUCGGGACAUAUGCCCGACAGAGAUCGAAAUCCAAGACGAAUUGGUGAUUUCUCCAGACGGGAACUUACUUGCCUUUAUUGAUGGGAGGGACACUUGUGAGGUGCGGAACGCAAUCUCGGGGAAGGUUUCACAAUUAAUCUCGAUUACGGAAUUGAUUCGUUGCGACGGGCAGAAGAUGUCAAUUUUGUCUGUACAUUUCACGGAAGACAGCAAAUACCUAGUGGCCAUAGUGAAUACGGGACAGGUUGUGCUUCGAGACCUAUUAACCGGCCGAACGUCACUGAAAAUAAUAAACCUAGACAUAAAUUCAAACACUGGGCAUGACCCGGAAUUUUCAAAUUCUCUUCAAAAGCAGAUCAAGACGUCAGAGUCCAGCCAGUCAGCCAAUUAUGCAGCAUUCUCAUCCGACAGUAUGUUUCUAGCAUUCGGCUAUGACAACGGUCAGGUAAAGAUGUGGGCACGGUCAAACUUUGAAUCCGACUUUCAGCCAUCACACCUUCAAGGCUUCGAUUUCGACCCUAUCUUGGCCGAUAGGCGCCCUUGGGAUUUUCUAUUGAUGGAAUUCGAACCCAAAACUAAAACUCUUGCCGCUGUUUUGUAUAACUGGUGGCCAGAUGGUGCACCUCUGUCGAUACUGGAGGCUGUGACGAUUUUUAUUCUGUGGGAUAUCAAAAGCGGGAAUAUCGUUAAUACCUAUCGAUAUUACAACGAAAAGGCUCCUUAUGCGUGUGCGUUCUCGGUUGAUUGCAAAUAUUUGGCCGUUGCGCUACCGGAGUCGACAGUUGAGAUCUGGGAUUCAACUUCGCAUUCUACCCUUCAACAGCUCAAGGAAUCCCUGGACAGGCCAAAAAAUAAGGUCCGGUCAUUUAAGUUUUCUCCGGAUGGAAAACACCUAGCGAUUGGAUAUACGGAGCAAAGGGUGAGGAUACUAGAUCUAAUGAAUGAAGUCUACAUUGAAAGAUACAAGGAAGAGCGCGGCGGAUAUUGGGAAAUGGGUCCGAUGGUAUUUUCGAAAAAUGGCUAUCUUCUGUUUUGUAUCAGGAUAGAUCAACUACAAGCAUGGUGUAUAGACCUUGCAGGGCUCAAAGCCUCCUCCCAUGAUGGCACUCUACAGAGCCGUCAAAUUAAAGAGCCUAAGGUUUCCCGUUCCAUAGACCGCGUUAGUGAGGUACUUAAGCCAAUAGCAACACUGUCUCCAGACAGGAAGUAUCUGGCGGUGUCCCGAUCACCUGGGAAGCUUCAGCUACAGGAUCUUGUAUCUGGAAAAUCACAAAUCUUGCUUACCGACGAACCCUCCAUGGGAUUUGAAGCUGCAACAGAUUUCGAGUUUUCCUCAGAUUCAAAAUGGUUAGCAGCUAACAGAGCUACAGGACAUUUAGUGUUGUGGGAAACGAACAACGCUAGCGGAGCUCCAAGAACACUAGAGCCUUCGGAUGUUCAAGGAGAGCGCCGAUACGAAGUUGCAGGGGGGACGCCUAGGUCUCUGUGCUUCUCGAUUGAUAAUAAUCAACUAUUUUAUAUUACCGGGAAUGUGACAGUGGAGGCUUGGAACUUGGCCACAGGGAGCAGAUCUCGGAUUUAUAUGAAUGAGAGGUAUCGCGGCUUUGAAAUCCAAGCAUUGAAGCCAACACCAGACGGAUUACACUUGUUGAACCUCUUUGGACGGGAAUUUACGACAUCUCGUACAUUAUCAUUCUCAGAGGAUGGAAGGUUACUUGCAAUAGCUGCAUUAAGGACCGUUGUCAUUUUGAACAUUGAUAUUUCAACGGCCAUUGGAGCUAUCGCAACCGAGAUCGUCAAUAAUCUAUCCUUCUCAACGGGGGGGCCGGGUACGGGUCAUAGCCUCAUCAUCAAUCGUGGCGCUGAAUCUAUGACCGUAGACGUGUCUAAAUCACUGCAAGUUUCUGAAAGGUCACCAGGAUUCCUUGACCUCGGAUGGAUAGUCUCCAAUAAUUCUACGAUUCUUCGAUUACCCUCUGAACUUCAUCCUACAGGAUCCUUUGUCGGUGUAGCUGGUGACGUCUUCGUCUUCCUGCUAGAGAACGGCGACCCUUUUUUCUUGGAAAUUACGGACAUGGCUAUAAGGAACUUACUGGCAGAGCACACAAAUGUACAAGGCAAAAGGGGUAUUUAA
This is a messenger RNA of Orbilia oligospora ATCC 24927, 4377 nucleotides long. RefSeq lists its product as uncharacterized. Gene Ontology annotation, molecular function: protein binding. The record is from RefSeq and is a predicted model, not a curated record. Bases 1 to 4377 code for a protein of 1458 amino acids. The transcript has 3 exons. Lineage: Eukaryota; Fungi; Ascomycota; Orbiliomycetes; Orbiliales; Orbiliaceae.